AACCUCCCUAUCCCUUUUUCCCAAAAUAAUACAGUACCACAAAUCGAACCAAACCCUAGCUUCUCCUCCCCGAUCCCCAUCCGGCGCCUCGCCGGAACCCUAGCCCAGAUCCGCGGCAACUCCGCCGUACCAGCCAUGGGGACCCUUAGGGAGAUCCUGCCGUCGCCCAAGACGUCGUCCUCCACGUUCUACGACCACAGCAGCGACCCGUGGUUCAAGGAGCGGUACGGCGGGGAGCCCGCGGAGGCGGCGGCGGGGAAGCUAGCGGGCCCCGCCAAGCCCGUGCCUCCCUACGGGAAGCGCACCGGCUUCGUCCCCCGGCGGCCGGAGGACUUCGGCGAUGGCGGCGCCUUCCCCGAGAUCCUCCUCGCGCAGUACCCGCUCGGCAUGGGCCGCCGCGACGACAAGGGCGGGUCCAAGAUCCUCGCGCUCACCGUCGACGCGCAGGGCAGCGUCGCCUUCGACGCCGUCGUCAAGCAGGGCGAGAACGCCAAGAAGAUCGUCUACUCCAAGCACAGCGACAUCGUGCCCAAGAUCGCCACGGCCGACUCCGAAGCCGUCGAGGACGAGGAGUACGAUAAGGAGGUCGAGGAGACCAAAGAGCGUACCGUAGCUGCCCUGCAGAAGAUUGUCAACGUCCGCCUCUCUGCUGCCCAGCCCAAAAACGUUCCGACGCAUGAUUCGGAAUCGAAGUUCAUCAAGUAUAAGCCGUCGCAGCAGUCGGCAGCUUUCAAUUCAGGUGCCAAGGAGAGGAUUAUUAGGAUGUCGGAGAUGGCUUCAGAUCCUCUCGACCCACCAAAGUUCAAGCAUAAGCGAGUGCCCCGUGCAUCCGGGUCGCCGCCUGUGCCGGUGAUGCACUCGCCACCGCGGCCUGUCACAGUGAAGGACCAGCAGGAUUGGAAGAUCCCACCUUGCAUCUCAAAUUGGAAGAAUCCAAAGGGUUACACAAUCCCACUUGACAAGAGGUUGGCAGCUGAUGGGAGGGGGCUGCAGGAGGUUCAGAUUAAUGAUAACUUUGCAAAGCUUUCAGAAGCGUUGUAUGUUGCAGAGCAGAAGGCGAGGGAAGCAGUGCAGAUGCGCUCCAAGGUGCAGAGGGAGCUAAUGCUAAAGGAGAAGGAGAGGAAGGAGCAAGAGUUGAGGGCACUUGCACAGAAGGCCCGCAUGGAAAGGUCUGGUGCUCCACCUCCAUCCACGGGUAUGCCUGUUGGAGGUGGGAGGGAGAGAGAGCGGGAGAGGGUUGAUGAUGGGGAUGCAGAUAUGGAUUUGGAGCAGCCGCGUGAGCAGCGCAGGGAGACUAGAGAAGAGAGGGAGGCGAGGAUUGAGCGUGACAGGAUCCGUGAGGAGCGGAGGCGUGAGAGGGAGAGGGAGAGGAGGCUGGAGGCGAAGGAGGCUGCUGGAACACAUAAAAAGAGUAAGCUCACUAGAGACAGGGACCGUGACGUCGGUGAGAAGGUGGCCCUGGGUAUGGCACACACUGGUGCAAAGACCGGGGAAGUCAUGUAUGACCAGAGGCUCUUUAACCAGGACAAGGGAAUGGACUCUGGUUUUGGUGCUGAUGAUCAGUACAACCUGUAUUCGAAGGGCCUCUUCACAGCACAGUCCAGUAUGUCCUCACUUUACAGGCCCAAGAAGGAUGGUGAUUCUGAAGUGUAUGGUGGUGAUGCCAACGAACAGUUGGACAAGGUUAUGAAGACAGAGAGGUUCAAGCCUGACAAGGCGUUUACCGGUGCUCCAGAGAGGGCUGGCAAGAGAGAUAGACCGGUGGAGUUUGAUAAGCAAGAGGAGGCCGAUCCAUUUGGUCUUGAUCAGUUCUUGACUGAGGUGAAGAAGGGGAAGAAAGCUGUGGACAAGAUUGGUGGCGGUGGAACUAUGAAGGCAAGUGGUGGAUCUUCGAGGGAUGAUUACGAGGGUGGAGGAUCUGGGAGGUCUCGCAUUAACUUCGAAAGAGGAGGGCGUUGAGGUAUUUGCUGUGCACAUUUAUCUUCUGCAAUUUUCAUGUCCUCAGUGCAUUUUCAAAUAUCAUCCUGAAGGAUUUCUUUGGAGAAUAUGAUCCUUCUUACACAAGGAAGCAAAUAUCAUCCUGAAGUAUUACUUUGGAGAAUAUGAUCUUUCUUACAGAAGGAAGAACCUGAUGGUUUAGUUGCUGUGAUAGGGCUGCUUGUUCUAUUUCAACCAUUGUGUUAAACGGUGUACCUACUUAUUAGAUCCUAUGAUGCUUGUAUGCUGUGUAGCUUUGUGACGGGAUCCAUGAACUUUGUCGUUACACAUGUUACAUAGGCUCAUCCAUGUCCUGUUAAUUUCAAAGCUGUAUCGAAGUUGUAAUAUAUGUGGCUGGACUGGGUAUAUGUCUCA
Triticum aestivum (bread wheat) is the source of this 2352-nucleotide messenger RNA. RefSeq names its product SNW/SKI-interacting protein A. The transcript has a single exon. Bases 136 to 1959 code for a protein of 607 amino acids. The record is from RefSeq and is a predicted model, not a curated record. NCBI's taxonomy places the organism in Eukaryota, Viridiplantae, Streptophyta, Magnoliopsida, Poales, Poaceae. Gene Ontology annotation, biological process: mRNA splicing, via spliceosome. Gene Ontology annotation, cellular component: spliceosomal complex.